Messenger RNA from Eucalyptus grandis, 1746 nucleotides. RefSeq names its product BTB/POZ and TAZ domain-containing protein 3. The transcript has 7 exons. Bases 336 to 1556 code for a protein of 406 amino acids. Gene Ontology annotation, molecular function: protein binding. NCBI's taxonomy places the organism in Eukaryota, Viridiplantae, Streptophyta, Magnoliopsida, Myrtales, Myrtaceae. The record is from RefSeq and is a predicted model, not a curated record.
CUUUCUUUCCACCGGAAAAGACAUCGUCAUCUUGUUCCUUCCUCUCCCCUCGCGCCCGCAUUAAUGGAAGCAGCAGCAGCAGCGGUGGCAGCAGCACCUCUCCCCUCCUCCCACCACUGACCCACACUCCCUCCCUCCUCCGCUCCUCGCCGUCGUAGCCAAACCCAGGUUCUUUAGCUCCUGUUUAUGCACAGCAUCAGAUUCGGGUGGACUAGUGUUGAAGAAAGCAAAUCUCAGAUUUUUUUUUUUUUGGGUGAAAGAUUUGCAUCUACCUUUGCUCUAAGAUCCACUUGCAAAAGCGCCAACUAGUAUUUUCUCCUAAAGUUCCAAAGCUGAUGGCUUCACCAGAUGUGGAUUAUCCCUGGUCAUCCUCUGCAGGUGAAACAUUCUGCGGCUAUUUCAAUAUGCAACUGGAGGAAGCAGAUCCAGCCGAUAUUUCCUCUGCGCUGGAAUCUCCCACUCCUUCCUCCUCCAAUAAUUAUAAUAUCCCAAAACCACCUUCUCCCCCUGUUAAAACCUUUACAAGAUCCAACCGUGCAAGACUUCCAGAUUGUAGCUCAGUCCCCAGAGAAACAAAACAAACAUGGGAUAGCCUUUUCAUGGAUGGAUAUGGCGCAGAUGUUUACAUUUUUAUGGAAGAAAAUUCAUUUAUUAUGGCACAUUCCAGUAUUCUGUCUGCUGCUUCGCCAGUGCUUCGUAAUAUAAUGUAUCAAUCAACAGUUAUGAAUGGUAUGAGGUACAUGAGGAUUCCUGGGGUCCCUAGUGAAGCCGUCCAAGCGUUCAUUCGCUUUCUUUACUCAUCCUGCUAUGAAGAAGAAACAAUGACGAAGUAUGUUCUCCAUUUGCUGAUUCUGUCGCACUCCUAUUCAGUUCCAUCGUUGAAAAGGGUUUGUACUCACUAUCUGGAGUAUCACUGGCUGACCAAAGAAAAUGUUGUAGAUGUGCUCCAGUUGGCUAGAUACUGUGAUGCACCGAGGCUUUCCCUCUUUUGUAUCCGCAUGGUUCUGAAGGACUUCAAAAGUAUAUCCUUGACUGAAGGUUGGAAAGUAAUGAAGCGUGCUAAUCCUGCUCUUGAACAGGAGCUCCUAGAGGCGGUUGUUGAAGUAGAUUCUAGGAAACAAGAGAGGCUGAGGAAGAUGGAAGAGAGACAGGUAUACUUGCAACUUUACGAGGCCAUGGAAGCCCUCCUUCACAUAUGCAGAGAUGGUUGCCGGACGAUUGGACCACGCGACAAACUCCUUAUAGCAUCGCAGCCUGUCUGUGGAUUUCCUGCUUGUAAAGGACUUGAGACCUUAGUACGUCAUUUUGCCAGUUGCAAGGUCCGUGUUCCUGGAGGAUGUGUACACUGCAAGCGCAUGUGGCAGCUUCUUGAACUGCACUCUCGGAUGUGUACUGAGCCUGAUGAUUGCAAGGUUCCUCUCUGUAGGCAAUUUAGAGUGAAGAUUCGGCAUCAGAGCAAGAAAGAUGACUCCAAGUGGAAAAUGUUGGUCAACAAAGUAAUUGCAGCUAAGAAUACAUUGGGACCAUUCUCAGCUCGGUGCUCAGGUUUAUUGUGAUAUCCUUGUUUCUUUAAAAGCCAUGCUUGUCCACAAGCUUGAUUCAUCCCAAUUCAAAAAGAAUAAAUAAAUUGCUGGGAACUUAUAGUUCUUUUUUAUACUAUAAGUCUUUACAGUGACCUGUACAUUAGUUGGCUGGAUAAUGUAUAUACAUUACUCACAUUUGACUUUUAGCUUCUCUUUUUUUUUU